Klebsormidium nitens is the source of this 1992-nucleotide messenger RNA. The record is from the annotation of a GenBank genome assembly. Lineage: Eukaryota; Viridiplantae; Streptophyta; Klebsormidiophyceae; Klebsormidiales; Klebsormidiaceae.
AUGGCUCAGGCCAUUGCGCGAAGCGGCUUUGGCUCCCCCCGUGAGGCCAGCAGGAUCCCAAACGAGACUACAGACGAGGAGUUCACAGAAGACUUGGCACCUGGGUCCCCCGUGGGCCGCAGCUCGUCCGGUGGCUUCGUGGCGCCCUCCGCUCCGUCCGCGAGCGUCAUCAAGCUCAGCCCGUCCGGGUCCAUCAUCUUCGGACGUCCGUCCGCGAGCGGCUCCGCGUCGUUGGCCCUCGGAGCGCUGACGUUCGAGUCGUACGCGCGCGUGCACUUUGCGCCCCGGUUCAAAGGCACCUCGUGCCUCGACCGGGUGGAGAUCCCGGUCGCCGAAGUGGUCCAGUUUACCAAGGUGCCCCUGACGGAGCCGCUGCUCGCGCGCAUCCUGGCGUCGCACACGCGCGAGCGCGCGGUGAGCAUGUUCCGGCACCUGAUGUCGUACAUGGGCGAGCUGACGACCAAGCACAGCGGCGUGCACCACGUGCAGGCCAUCCUGGGGAUGGGCAUCAAAGACGUGGACCUGCGCGACGAGAUCUACUGCCACAUCGCCAAGCAAACCAGCGACAACCCCAGCAGGAUGAGCACGGUGCGGGGGUGGCAGGCCCUGGCGCUGUGCCUGGGCACGUUCCCCCCCAGCGCGGGGCUGCAGCCGUACCUGGAGUGCCACAUCGAGUCCGUCAUGCACGGGGCCGCGGCCGGGGGAGCCUUGCCGCGCUUCCGGGGCAGCAGCACCACCGGCGGCGCGACCGCGACGCCGAUCACGCCUGCGGCCGCCGCGCCGUUCUGCCUGGCGCGCAUGCGCAAGCUGAUGCGCACGGGCGCGCGGAAACACGUGCCGCUGCUCGCGGAGAUCUCCGCCGUGGAGAGCAUGGAGCCCGUCAAGAUCCAGCUGCUGCUCCCGGACGACACCACGCAGGAGCUCGCGCUGGAUGCGACCGUCACUGCCGCGGAGGCCGCUCACGAGAUGGCCGCGCAGCUGGGUCUGGGCACCGGGCACAACUACGGCGUCUUCGAAGUGGCCGACGGAUUGGAGAAGCUGCUCCCGGGCACCCGCUUCCUGCUCGACGUCCAGGCGGGCUGGGCCGCGGCCGCGGCCGCGACGCGCGAGGCGCGGCAGCGCAAGCGCACGUUCAGCCUGCCCUUCUCCCGGCACAACUCCCGGGGCUCCACCGGUUCCAGCGCGAGCAGCUCCAGCCACGAAGAGAGUAUGAGCGCGCGUAGCAGCACCAAUUCUCAGACCUCCGACCGCAGCUCGGGGGCGAGGAGCCUGCCCGGGGAGGACGAACCGGGCAAGCAGGCGGUGCUCAUGUUCAAGCGGAAGAUCUUCCUGGGGGACGACCUGGAGGGCCCCGGGGGCGAUGCCCCGGGCACGUCGGAGGGGGACGCGGUGCGCAUGGAGGCGCGCGCGUUUGAGUACACGCAGGCGGUGCACGACGUGAUGGCCGGCGUGUACCCGGUGUCGGAGCAGGACGCGGUGCUGCUGGCCGCACUGCAGCUGCGCGCGGACCUGGGCGACAGCAUCACCCUGCACGCCCUCGAGGACAUUCCGCUGCAGGCCUUCAUUCCGCUGGCCUACUGCGAGCGGCACACGGUGGCGGAGUGGCGCGCGGAGUGCCUGGCCCACAUCGCAUCGCUACCCGCGGAGGGCGACCCUGAGAAGCGGCGCGAGGACUACAUCGCCUUCCUCAAAAGCAGGACCGUGCUCUACGGCUCCACGUGGUUCUUUGCAGAGCAAAAGGCCAACCCGCGGUUUCCCGCGGAGCUGCUGGUGACGAUCAACCGGGACGGCAUCUUCUUCAUCCACACGGUUACGCGCGAGCCGCUGCUGCACGUCACUUUCACCGAGGUCUGCAGCUGGGGCCACUCCAGCUCUUCCUUCAGCCUCGUCACCGGCAACAUGACGUAUAACCAAGACCAUCGGCUAGUGACCCAGCAGGGCGAGGAGAUCGGUGUCGUUAUACAGCACUACAUCAACCAGAUUAAGUUCUGA